AUGGCAGUCGACACGGAACCGAAACUCGACAAGAUCGAGACGACCGCCCCAACCAAAAUCCCAUACUGGCGCUUGGUCUUUGACCAGGGUGUCGUCACACAAGAGAUCAUCGACCACCCAUACCCCGGCGCAGGAACAGAGGACGAUCCCUUCGCCGUAACAUGGAUUCCCAAUGACCCUCGCAAUCCCAUGAACUUCAGCGAGACCAAGAAGUGGUCGUUUACGAUGCUUGUGGCGAUUGCUACGCUGGCGGUUGCCUUGGUUUCAUCGGCUUAUACUGGCGGUAUUGAAGAAAUCAUGGCUGAUUUCGGUAUUGGACAAGAGCUGGCUACUUUGGGUGUGUCGCUUUUCGUCUUGGGCUUUGCGAUUGGUCCUCUGCUUUGGGCUCCACUUAGUGAGCUAUUUGGUCGCCAGGUCCUGUUCGUUACUACGUACGCCGCUCUGACAGCCUUCAAUGCUGGUGCUGCCGGUGCCCAGAAUAGCUGGACUCUCAUUAUCCUGAGAUUCUUUGCUGGUUCCUUUGGCUCUUCGCCUUUGACAAAUGCCGGUGGUGUCAUUGCCGAUAUGUUCCCCGCUAAGCAGCGUGGUGUCGCCAUGUCCCUCUUCGCAGCUGCGCCCUUCUUGGGUCCAGUCUUGGGCCCGAUUAUUGGAGGUUUCCUUGGUAUGAACGCUGGUUUCAGAUGGGUUCUUGGAUUCUUGGCUGCUUUCUCAGGAGCUGUCUGGAUCAUGGGUUCGCUGCUGAUCCCUGAGACCUAUGCACCCGUCCUGUUGCGCCGCCGUGCUGAGAGACUUUCCAAACUAUCUGGACAGGUCUAUCGCAGCAAGAUUGAUAUUGAUCAAGGCCCGGUCUCUCUGAAGAACUCCUUCAAGGUGUCGCUUUCUCGUCCUUGGAUCUUGCUGUUCCGCGAGCCUAUCGUCUUUCUCCUAUCUCUCUAUAUGGCUAUCGUCUACGGUACUCUAUACAUGAUGUUCGCAGCCUUCCCUAUCGUCUACCAACAAUCGCGGGGUUGGAACCAGGGCGUUAGUGGCCUUGCUUUCCUCGGAAUCAUGGUCGGCAUGUUGAUCGCUGUGGUCUACACCCUAUGGGAUAAUAAGCGCUACGUCAGAACCUCGGACAACCACAACGGCUUCGCACCCCCCGAAGCCCGCCUUCCCCCUUGUCUAAUCGCUUCUAUCGCCAUCCCAGUCGGUCUCUUCUGGUUCGCCUGGACGAACUACACUUCCAUCCAUUUCAUGGCUAGUAUCGCCGCAGGCGUCCCCUUCGGCUUCGGCAUGGUCCUUGUCUUCCUCGGAAUCAUGAAUUACCUGAUCGACGCAUACACCAUCUUCGCAGCCUCGGUACUAGCCGCGAACUCCGUGCUACGCUCCCUAUUCGGUGCCGCAUUCCCCCUCUUCACCACAUACAUGUACAAGAACCUCGGUAUCCACUGGGCAUCCUCUGUGCCAGCCUUCCUCGCUCUUGCCUGUGUGCCAUUCCCCUUCCUCUUCUACAAGUACGGCCCUGCAAUCCGCACCCGCUGCAAGUUCGCCGCCCAAUCCGAGGCAUUCAUGCGCAAGGUCCAGGAACAAGUCGACACUGCUCCUGUUGAAGACGAAAAGGUUGAAUAUGACCGCACCGAGGCACCUGUUCCCGCGGGCUCUGUCUCCAGUGAGUCGGAGGAUGGUGUUGACCAGCUUCCUUCUGCGCAGCGCAUUCGCAGUCGUGCCCAUUCUGUUGCUUCAACUCGUACUGCUGGCUCGCUGCAUCGCACUGUCACCUAUGAGGGCAACCCCUACGACAUUGACCGCGUCAAUACUCGCGAGUCUUUCAAAAACUAG
Messenger RNA from Penicillium nucicola, 1818 nucleotides. Its product is annotated as MFS transporter. Gene Ontology annotation, biological process: transmembrane transport. The transcript is spliced from 2 exons. Gene Ontology annotation, molecular function: transmembrane transporter activity. Lineage: Eukaryota; Fungi; Ascomycota; Eurotiomycetes; Eurotiales; Aspergillaceae. The coding region runs from base 1 to 1818 and encodes 605 amino acids. The record is from RefSeq and is a predicted model, not a curated record.